Molecule: messenger RNA, 3718 nt
Organism: Acomys russatus (golden spiny mouse)
Lineage: Eukaryota; Metazoa; Chordata; Mammalia; Rodentia; Muridae
Gene: Mlxip
Product: MLX interacting protein
Exons: 17
Coding region: 135-2888 (917 amino acids)
Biological process (GO): regulation of transcription by RNA polymerase II
Cellular component (GO): nucleus
Molecular function (GO): RNA polymerase II cis-regulatory region sequence-specific DNA binding; DNA-binding transcription factor activity, RNA polymerase II-specific; protein dimerization activity
Source: RefSeq, a predicted model, not a curated record
CUCCCCCUCUGGCGGCGCGUUCCCGGGCAGUCUGCGCGAGGGCCGGGCCGGGCCGGCGGCCCCUCUGUCCCCUCCUGCCUGUCCGCUCCACGUCGUCCGGGCUCCCGGGGCAUGCCCCGGACCAGGCUCUUUUCAUGGCUGCCGACGUUUUCAUGUGUUCGCCGCGUCGGCCCCGCAGUCGGGGCCGCUCGGUGCUGCUCAAACCUCAGGUGCCCGAGGACGACGACGACUCGGACACAGACGAGCCGUCUCCGCCGCCCGCCUCCGGCGUGGCCACUUCAGCCCGGGCCCACGCGAGCGCCGCGCCGCUGCCGUCCCGAGCCGGGCCGGGCCGCGAGGAGCCUCCGCGCCGACAGCAGAUCAUCCACAGCGGCCACUUCAUGGUGUCCUCUCCGCACCGCGAGCACCCGCCCAAGAAGGGCUAUGAUUUCGACACGGUCAACAAGCAGACGUGCCAGACCUAUAGCUUCGGCAAGACCAGCUCCUGCCACCUGUCCAUUGAUGCGUCGCUCACCAAGCUCUUCGAGUGCAUGACCCUGGCCUACAGUGGGAAAUUAGUGUCUCCAAAGUGGAAAAAUUUUAAGGGCCUGAAGCUCCAGUGGCGGGACAAGAUCCGGCUCAACAACGCCAUCUGGAGAGCAUGGUAUAUGCAGUAUUUGGAGAAGCGCAAGAAUCCCGUGUGCCACUUUGUCACCCCACUAGAUGGCUCUGUUGAUGUAGAUGAACACCGCCGGCCAGAGGCCAUCACCACAGAGGGCAAAUACUGGAAGAGCCGCAUUGAGAUUGUGAUCCGGGAGUAUCACAAAUGGAGAACCUACUUCAAGAAAAGGCUACAGCAGCACAAGGAUGAGGACCUCUCUAGCCUGGCCCAGGAUGAUGACAUGCUCUACUGGCCUAAGCAUGGGGAUGGCUGGAAAACCCCAGUCCCAAUGGAAGAGGACUCACUGCUGGACACAGACAUGCUCAUGUCAGAGUUCAGUGAUACCCUCUUCUCCACACUGUCUUCACACCAACCGGUGGCCUGGCCCAACCCACGGGAAAUAGCACAUUUAGGAAAUGCAGACAUGAUCCAGCCAGGUCUGAUCCCUUUGCAGCCCAACCUGGACUUCAUGGACACCUUUGAGCCUUUCCAGGAUCUCUUCUCUUCCAGUCGAUCCAUUUUUGGCUCCAUGUUGCCUACUCCUGCGUCAGUACCUGCCCCAGAUCCUAGCAGCCCACCUUCUCAGGGUAACAUCUUGCCAAAUACGGCUCUCCCUACUGUGAGCCUGCCCAGUAGCCUCCUAGCAUCUUCUACAGCCUCCUCCCUUGGCCCCACAGAUGGGCAGGGUAGUGAACGCACUUCCCAAACUGUGGACCCAUUUAUUCAGCCUGCAGACUUUGCUCCCUCUGAGCCACCGCCAGGUGUUCCACAGCCCUUCCUCCCAGUCUUUACUAUGACCUUGCUUUCCCCUGGUCCUGCCCCCACAGCUGUCCCAACUGCACUGCCCUUAGUUCCUCCUCCUGCCACUGCUCUGAACCCUCCAACUCCACCAGCUUUCCUGCAGCCACAGAAGUUUGCAGGAGUCAGCAAAUCAACCCCUGUCAUUACCCACACAGCCUCUGCCACCCUUACCCAUGAUGCUUCUGCCACCACCUUCAGCCAGAGCCAGGGCCUUGUUAUCACAGCACACCAUCCAACCCCCUCGUCAUCUCCCUGUGGUCUGGCGCUGUCUCCUGUACCCCAGCCACCAGCCGUGGGACCUCCCCAACCUCAUUUAACUUUUAUACACCCUAAACCUGUGUCCUUGACUGGAGUGAGACCCAAGCAGCCCCCCAAAAUAGUGCCUGCUCCCAAACCUGAGCCUGUGUCCUUGGUGUUGAAGAAUGCCUGCAUUGCUCCAGCUGCCUUCUCAGGCCAACCACAAAAGGUGAUCAUGACAUCAGCCCCUCUAAAGAGAGAAGGGAUUCUGGCAUCCACAGUGUCCCCAUCGAAUGUGGUUAUUGCCUCUGCUGCCAUUACCAGGGCUUCUGGGGUCACGGAGUUCCUUAGCCACAGCACGAGCAGCCAGCCUACCCCUGUCUCUCGGCUCUUUUCUUCAAGUACAGUGCAAGACUCCCUGGUGAAGGGCGAGCAGCUCCCACUGCAUGGGGGCAGUCCCCAGGUCCCUGCCUCAGGUUCUAGCCGUGACUACCCCAACUCAGGGCAAGCCUCUCCAUGCCCGUCAGAACAAAGCCCCAGUCCUCAGUCGCCCCAGAACAGCUGCUCAGGGAAAUCCACAGACCCCAAAAAUGUGGCUGCAUUAAAGAACCGGCAGAAGCACAUCUCGGCUGAACAGAAAAGGCGUUUCAAUAUCAGGAUGGGCUUUAAUACCCUGAACAGUUUGAUCUCCAAUAAUUCCAAGCAGACCAGCCAUGCUAUCACGCUGCAAAAGACUAUGGAGUACAUCACCAAGCUGCAACAGGAGCGGAUGCAGAUGCAAGAGGAGGCCCGGAGGCUGCGGGAGGAAAUUGAGGAGCUCAACGCUACCAUCAUCUCCUGCCAACAGCUGCUACCGGCCACAGGAGUCCCUGUCAACUGCCGCCAGUUUGACCACAUGAAAGACAUGUUUGAUGAAUAUGUGAAAAGCAGGAUUCUGCAGAAUUGGAAAUUCUGGAUUUUCAGUAUGAUCAUCAAGCCGCUGUUUGAGUCCUUCAAGGGCAUGGUGUCCACCAGCAGCUUGGAGGAGUUUCACCGGACGGCGCUUUCCUGGCUGGACCAGCACUGCUCUUUGCCUGUCCUCAGGCCAAUGGUACUAAGUACCCUCCGGCAGCUGAGCACCACCACCUCCAUCCUGACAGACCCAUCCCAGCUGCCAGAGCAGGCAUCAGAGGCUGUUACCAGGAUUGGGAAACGAUUGGGGGAGUCCUAAGCUUAGUUGGCAUGUGGGCUGCAUGAGAUGCCUGGAGAUCCCUCCUGUACCUUUCCUGACACACCGCCUCAGGGCUGCCCUUAACUUCAGUGGCCUAUUGCACCUGUCAGGAUGCUGUGCUCAGGUCUGAAGCAGGCUUGAGGCCUGCCAACAGCAGUAUCCCAUCUUGGGAACCCUUGCUGUGACCUCUCACUCAGUGACCUCAAUCACCAGUCUCCCCUGCAUUUGGAGUGGCCCAGACAAAGGGAAACAUCAGCUAUUCUAGUCCUGACCUCCAGGUGGUCUGUUGGGGUCCAGAGUCAGCAAGUACAAGACAAGGAAACAAAGCCUGUUUUUACAGGUGGGAUCAUCCUGGCUCCUUCACACUUCCUUUCUUGAGACUAAGAGACUUGGCCCUGUCACAUCCUUAUCCACCUGUGCUCCUCUGGCAACCCCUGCACACUUUCUGGCCUCUGUAGCAGCAGUGAAGUCUCACCGUCUUCCGUGACGCUGGCAGCACCUGACCCUCUGGGCUACCAUUCCAACUUCUGCAGAAAGGAAUGUACCUCCUCGCUAGUGUAUUCUGUCGAAAGGGGAAAUCUUCGCAAACCUCUGAGCACACAUGGAAAAUAAAGGCUGUGGAGGCCGACUGGAUGGGAUGAAGGCACAAGCAAUGAAACCUGCUGUUCUGGCUCAGAAACCCCACAGGCAGCGUCUUGUCUAUGUCUUAGUUCUACCUGGCAUUGCAGACACCACGAUGUUCCCAACAUUGUCAGGAACUUGGCCUAGAGCCUCGCAGGCCUCGCAGCUGAGGCCCUCCCGUGCCUGUUCUCCACCCACUUCCACUCUGC